GGGCUCGGAGCCGGAAGUGACGCCAGGGUUAGGUGGGCGAGAGGGGCGAGAGACAUGGACAACUCGGCGAAGGAACGGGAGGCGGUCAGCCUGGUGGCCGAGGCGGAGAAGAAGGUGCGCUCGGCGCGCUCCUUCAUGGCCACGUUGUUCGGGGGGUCCUCUAAACUGGAAGAAGCAUGCGAAAUGUACUGCAGAGCUGCUAACAUGUUCAAGAUGGCUAAGAACUGGAGUGCUGCAGGCAAUGCCUUCUGUGAAGCUGCUAAACUCCACCUACACUUGCAGAGCAAACAUGAUGCUGCAACAAACUUUGUGGAUGCUGGAAAUGCCUUUAAGAAAGCUGACCCUCAAGAAGCCAUUAAUUGUUUGAACAGAGCUAUCGAGAUUUACACAGAUAUGGGUCGGUUUACAAUUGCAGCAAAGCAUCAUAUAUCAAUAGCAGAAAUUUACGAGAGCGAGCUGGUGGACAUCGAGAAAGCUAUAGCACACUAUGAACAAGCAGCAGACUACUACAAGGGUGAAGAGUCGAACAGUUCUGCGAAUAAGUGUUUGCUGAAAGUCGCCACAUAUGCAGCGCAGCUAGAGCAGUAUCCCAAAGCCAUUGAGAUAUAUGAGCAGGUAGGCACGAAUGCCAUGGACAGCCCACUGCUCAAGUACAGUGCAAAAGAAUACUUCUUCAAAGCAGCGCUCUGCCAUUUCUGCGUCGACAUGCUAAAUGCCAAGCUGGCAAUGACCAAGUAUGAGGAGAUGUUCCCGGCCUUCUCAGAUUCCAGGGAGUGUAAACUAGUCAAGAAACUCCUGGAUGCUUUUGAAGACCAGAAUGUUGACGGCUACACUGAUGCAGUGAAGGAGUACGAUUCCAUCUCCCGGCUGGACCAAUGGCUGACAACAAUGUUGCUGCGGAUCAAGAAGACCAUUCAGGCAGAGGAGAGUGACCUGCGCUAAGGCAGGCACGUCGAUGGUCUCUGGUCAAAUUUCUCCAGCUUUGGGCGAGUGAGGGAGGGGAACUGGUGGUUUUUGAUUUUUAAAAAAACACAAAACUUUGCAAAUUAAACAAUGAGGAAGCAUUCCAGAAAUGGAAAUGUUUGAACGUUUCUCGCAUUUAUGAUAAAUCUUCUGCUUGCAGAUUGAGCUGUAAUUUUUGAUGCAUUCCCUUGAACCUUAAAUUUUUCCCAACAACUUUUUCCUAUAUUCUGGCAGGAGUUCUAUGUAUAAAUGUAAUUUGCCCACUAUAUUUAUGACAUUAACUUGAUAUAACUGUAGCUAUUUAAAAAAAUACUCCAGGUAUAGCAUGGAGAUUGAGAGAGUGCCUGAUGAUUAUCUUGUCUGUUCUGCUCAGCUUGUGGUCAUGCAUUUCACAAGUUGGCCUGCUGUUCACUAGUUCCAGCUGAGAACGUAACAACUGAUUAAAGGUCAGAUCAGCCUUGGUUGUGGUGCCUACUACAGUUGAAUAGCUGGCUGUGCUGUUUCGGGUUUGCUCGCAUUCAUCCCUGGGUCAGUUCACCUGGAAAGUAGCCUAAUGCUUUUAUUAGGGGAAGGGGGUGGGAGGUACUAGUAUGAAGUGUUUUGGAAUGUUAUACUAUUAGGUAAAACAUUUUAAUUUGAAUAUUUCUGUUUGCUACUUGUUGCAUUUAAGUUAUUUUGGAAAGUAUUUACAAUAGCUCAUGUCAUGAGUGUGGGCAUGUAUACCAGUGUCCAGGCAGGCCAGCUGGAAAUUCACUACACACGUAUUCGGGAGGGUGAGUCCUUGUGCGUGAUUACAAGCUGAACUAGCUGCACCCAUGUAUAAAUAUGCAAAUAUUAUCAUUUUUAGAUCUGAAUAAAUGAUUAAAGAUGUACCAUC
Molecule: messenger RNA, 1840 nt
Organism: Hypanus sabinus (Atlantic stingray)
Lineage: Eukaryota; Metazoa; Chordata; Chondrichthyes; Myliobatiformes; Dasyatidae
Product: alpha-soluble NSF attachment protein
Exons: 10
Coding region: 55-942 (295 amino acids)
Biological process (GO): regulation of synaptic vesicle priming; SNARE complex disassembly; synaptic transmission, glutamatergic
Cellular component (GO): vacuolar membrane; terminal bouton; synaptobrevin 2-SNAP-25-syntaxin-1a complex
Molecular function (GO): soluble NSF attachment protein activity; syntaxin binding
Source: RefSeq, a predicted model, not a curated record